This is a messenger RNA of Kwoniella botswanensis, 567 nucleotides long. RefSeq lists its product as uncharacterized. Gene Ontology annotation, molecular function: secondary active monocarboxylate transmembrane transporter activity. The transcript has 7 exons. The coding region runs from base 1 to 567 and encodes 188 amino acids. Gene Ontology annotation, cellular component: membrane. Lineage: Eukaryota; Fungi; Basidiomycota; Tremellomycetes; Tremellales; Cryptococcaceae. The record is from RefSeq and is a predicted model, not a curated record. Gene Ontology annotation, biological process: plasma membrane lactate transport.
AUGACGUUCUUCAACUUCUUCUCACACGGAAGUCAAGAUUUAUACCCUACUUAUCUCAAGACUACCAAACAUCUUUCCGCCAAACUCGCUUCUAAGGCUACCAUCAUUUCCAACUGCGGUGCCGUAGUAGGUGGAACAAUCGCUGGAUACGCCAGUCAAUACACCGGAAGGCGAUUCGCUAUCCUCGUUUGUGCUUGUUGGACAGCUGCUUUCUUGCCAUUAUGGAUCUUGCCUACCUCCUUUGGCGGUCUUGCUGCUGGUGGAUUCUUUGUCCAAGCUGGUGGUGCUUGGGGUGUGGUUCCCAUCUACUUGGGAGAAGUCAGUCCUCCUGCUUUCCGAGCUUUGUUCGCUGGUCUCUCUUACCAACUUGGUAAUAUGGCAAGUUCCGAGCAGCUCAGAUCGAAGCCGAUGCAGGAUCCUCCCUCGAGAGAUCCAAGAGAAUUCCCGAAAUUGAAUUUCAAGAGAACGAAAGAGGAGAUUGGGGAUAUAGAUGGUUUUAAAGUUGAUGAUUUCGAGGUGAUUGGGUAUAAACCCCAUGGAAAGAUUGAGAUGAAAAUGUCUGCUUGA